This is a messenger RNA of Cololabis saira (Pacific saury), 1138 nucleotides long. It is a transcript of the gene il22, whose product is annotated as interleukin 22. NCBI's taxonomy places the organism in Eukaryota, Metazoa, Chordata, Actinopteri, Beloniformes, Belonidae. Bases 322 to 864 code for a protein of 180 amino acids. The transcript is spliced from 5 exons. The record is from RefSeq and is a predicted model, not a curated record. Gene Ontology annotation, cellular component: extracellular region.
GGUCAGCACUGACCUGCGUGUGCGCAUGUGUGUCUGUGAUUGCACGAGGGGAAAGUGUCUGACAGAGAAAGUGUGUGUGUGCGGCUGGGGAUUUUUUGACUGUCCCAAUUUCUAUCAGUGGGGGUGGAGGGCUGAUCUGUAUAAAGGGCCAGGUCUCAGAGUCGUCUUCACAACAGCACCUGCUCACAGGUUAGUGAACACGCUCGGAUGCAGCAGCUUCAUUUAACUCUAAGUGUUCAGCAUAACUUACAUUGUGCUUCUGUCUUGCAGCUUAAAACUUACACCAAACAAGUGGAUUAAGGUCGUUCCUCUGCCUGCACCAUGAAGCUCGAUACUGCCGCACAUGGCUCAUUCCUUCGUCCAGCAGUCGGUGCUGCCGCUGCCUUUAUCCUCUUACUUGUGAUUGGCUGGACUGAGCCGGCAGCAGCCCAUCCAGCUCACCAGUCCCUCAGCAGCCCGCUACGAGACCCCAAGACACAUGACGCCGUCCGAGAAGUGUCGCAAAAUGCUCAGAAGUUGGAGCUGGAGGAGGACACCAGCGUCAGACUGAUACCCAGAACGGACGAGUCGGACCACAUGAAAAUCUGCUGCCUUCACGCCAACAUCCUCAACUUCUACCUGAACAACAUCCUGCAUCACCAUGGCAACCAGCAUCCCAGGAUGCACCAGCUGAAGACGGACCUCCACCGCAUCAGCGAGGACCUGCAGACCAGUGGCUGCAAUGUAACUCACUACCACGACCAUCAACACACUGUGGAGUUCCGCAAGAAGCUCGAAAAGAUGGAGCGCGAGCGUGGCAUAAACAAAGCAGUGGGAGAGAUCGACAUCUUGUUCACCUACCUCGUCGAUAACUGCGUGCAGUAAUGCUUUACGACACCUCAACUGAUUCAUUUUUAUCUCAUUCAAACUUUUUUUAAGCCACAACUUUUAUACUUAUUUAUUUAUCUAUUUAAAUUGAGAGCUUAUUUAAGUAUUUAAAUAUCCAUGUUAAGUAUUAAUAUUAAUUGAUAAGUUGAUCAGUUUAUUGAUCAGAGUUUUUCAAUGCUGGAUCUGAACGGACUGGUGUUGAUGAUGUUGCCAUGUAAUGGCUGAUUACUACUAAAAGGUGUUACAGUAUUUAAAUAUUUAUGUUCAACAA